UAUGGCGGGGUAUAAUGAAGCGUUGCAAAGCAAGAAUAAACCACCAAAGCAGAGUGCAGGCUAUCUAUCAGUCAAAGAAUGGCAUAUUCCAUCAGCAAUUCGRUACCGGAAGUAUUACUGUGUACUGUUUGGWGAUGUUUUACAACUUUUUGACAAUGAAAAGUCAUAUUCGAGUAGGAAGCAGACUCCCAAAGCUCAAGUUGAUUUGCAAAAGGUUUGCAGUAUAUCAGAAACUGUUCAAGCACUAAGAGGACAGAAGACCAAUACAGAAUUUUGUUUCAAAUUAGAACUUCAUAAUCAGAAUGAAGUUGUGUUUUCAGCAAAGUCAAAGGAGGAAGUUAAGUGCUGGGUGGAUUGUUUGAAGCACACAAAACUAUUUUAUGAAAAUUACUCAGCUAGAGAAAACAUAAAGAAUAAGCCUACCAAUGAUGCAAACAGACCAUCUUUAAAGAAAGAAGAGAGUGAUUCCACCAAUGAAAUAAAACAGCACGAAAUUGAUCCUAGCGACAUUAGCUUGUCAAUCAUCAUGUCACAUGGUCCCAAGUAUACUGUAUAUAUGAAGCCAGAUGKUGAUWUCCAGGAMCUGUGGGCAGCAGUUCUUAAGUGGCUUCCUGGUCACUAUUGUGAAAAAUGUGAAAGUUGCCAACUACGUCGUAGUACAAUGGAAUUAUGGUCAGUUGAUAGUGAAGGCAUAGCCUGCAAAGUUAAUGAAAAUUUUACAAAUUUUCAAAACAAGGAACUAUAUUUAUUAGARCAUAACUACAAGCUUCUUGUUGUACACUUUGAAGACUCAACAUUUUUAGUUUCACCUGCUGAUAUCUCAAUCAAGUCCAAAGAGGUGCCAGAAAUUGAGCUGUUUACAAGAAAACUCACCAGCAUUGAUUGCAUCAAUGCUCAGCUUUACUUGUUAACAUCAUCUAAUUCAGUGACACUUCCUUUCUCUCCUGAUGAGCAACCACUGAUGGACUACUUUUGGGAGAGAAGAGGAAAUGAAUGGUCAUAUCGUGACAGAAAAGGAGAUAAACUCUUGUUAAAAUCCAGGGCUUUGAUAAUUCCUCAGCCUCAGGCAACUGCUGAAAAGUGUCAAGAACUCAAGACAAAAAAGACRUUUGAAGAAAUAAGGCAAAAAUUAGCAAUAAAAGAAAUUGAAAAAAAUCAACUCAAGAAAAAAGCAUUGAAGAUGACACAGGCUGUUAACACUGCAMCCGGCUUCCCUGUUGAAUGGAGUACUGGCAGUCCCAGUAAUUCAAUCUUGUCAAAGGAAAAAUCCUGGAAUUUCAAACCUUGUUUUAAUGAAGUGCCUACUARAGUACCCUCUUCUGACAAGCAAAAACCUGUCCCCUUUGACUACAUGUCAGAUGAGGACAACUGUAUAGUUAAAGAAAGAAGAUCUUCUGAAGGAGAUAAAACUAAACAGGAGGGAGUUAAUCUUUUUAAAAGACGUACUAUCAGCGAAUCAGAUGCUCACAUUCACAGAAAAGGAGCAAUAAGACACAGAAAAAAAUCACCAAAAAGAUUGCCUUCUAACAAGCCAACUUCCCAAAGCAAUCAAAACAUUGAAAAUAAAGAAAGAGGAGGAGAUAGAUGUUGUUGUACUAAUGAACAUUUAUGUCAAUGUGCAUCAAGAACUGCAGAGGAUAUUCCAACAUCAGAAAACAUAGAUCCUGUGCCAUCAUGUCCUGUAAGAGAAUCACAAAUCAGUGUAUCAUCAGAAAAUGUCUCAUCUUCAGAAAGCUUUCCAUCAUCACUGAACUUGAAACGCUUGUCAGUUUCCUCUUCAGAACAUGACCCUGCAUCAAACUCAUGUACUCCUUUUGACAACUCUUUGGAGAAAAUGGAUCAGAAUUAUAAUCCAGAAAUAAAUCCAAACGAAAUAACUAGUUGUACAUCAGACUGUGAACACGUAGUAGUGUCAUCGCAGAAAGAUCAUUCCUGCAUGAAGUCAAACAGACAUUGYUGCAGCUAUUAUAGAGUGGAGUCUCCUUGUAUACUAAAACCCAUCCUUGAACAAUAUGCAAGGUUAAGUAAAGGUGAGGAAGAAGUGAAUAGCUGUGAUCCUCCAAAAAACCUUUGUUUGUCAUCAAUACAUCUGACAAACAAAGACAAUCAUUGGGUGAUUGAGAAUGAAGAGGAGUUGACAUUUAAUGACAAUGAAGUUGACAACUGUGAUGUUUUCUUGUUACCACUGGAUAUCAAAGYUAGCUUUGAUUCAUCAACAAGGGAAUGGAUUGUCCAAAAGAUUCAACAAGAUGUUAAUGACAGUGAAAAUAAUGACUCCAUUUUAAUUAACAAUGACGGUGAAUUGAAUCUUGGUAUGUUUUUGUUGUCCAAGCAAUCUGUCUGUCCAGAGUUGACAAUGUUGGAUAAUGCCAUUCAAAAGAUAUUUUUCCAGGCAUCUUUAGUUGAAGGUUUGGAUGACACCAAGAGCCCAGAUCUACGCAAGGUUGUGUGUUUAGAUUUUUGUUCAGCUUUACAUUCCAUUCUUAGCCAYGGACUUAGCACUAGAAGAACUUUGUUUGGAAUAGCAAAGCAUACUUUGUGGGAAGUUGUAGAUGCAGURACAAGUUCAGCUACACCAGGUGCUACAGUGUUACAGAAAAUCAACAGACUUGGAGUUCAUGAAGACAGACUUCGUUUGGAGCUGUUUGUAUGUGAAUGCCUGAAUAAAGGAGCWUUGGCCGAGUGGYUUGAAUGGCUUCUAAGCCAAACWCAAAYACUCAAUACAUUUUACAAUGACAAUGCAUUAAUGAUGUCAAAGGGAAAUGAUGUUGUACAAAAGCUGUUUUGCAUAACUUUUCUCCMAUUUCAGUUAAGUUAUUUUGUAGAAGUAGAAGAGAAGUUAAAAAAAGAAAGAGUGACAACUUUUAGUUUUGAAURAAAAAUGUGGGCCAUUUGCACAGCUAUGAUCUCCAGUUAAAUGUAUUGAAAAGCAUGACAAAUCAUGGAAGUUGCACAAAAGUAACUUUAUUCAUUAUAAACUAUGGUUAUUUGAGUAACUAUUUCUAGAGAGAGGUUCUGAACUUUUUAUCUAUUUUAAUGAUAGUUUUGUGACAAAUGUGUAAGUUUACAGAUAGCUUAUGCCUUUAGACAAAUGUUUAGCUCUGCGAUCAUCUGUGAGUUUCUCAAUGAAUGAAUUUGUUGAUAACAUUAUCAAGAGCAAGAACUAGACAUGUAGAAAGCUGACUUUGUAGAUGUAGCAUGCCAGAGUUUGGACAUUUGUAAAUAAUGUAUUAUCCAAAGUGUACUAGAAGAAGAUUUAGCAUCUACUAUAGUGUUUUAGUAUAUGCCUUGCACUACUGCCCUCACUCUUACUUUACUGUUAAGUGGUAUUGUAUUACAUUAUACUUAUAUACAAUGAAAAAAUAGUACACCUUAGAUCAUGAGCCAAUAACACAUAGAGAUAUUUCUGGCAAAAUAUUAGUGUAGAAAUUAAUAAUUGUUGUACACUGUAAAAGGAAAGAAAACUAAGUAAUUUAUUUCUCCUUUUACCGUGUAUGACAUUAACUUAUUGCAUUGGCAACACUACCUUACUGAAUAAAGAAGAGCAAGAUAUA
This is a messenger RNA of Exaiptasia diaphana, 3554 nucleotides long. RefSeq lists its product as uncharacterized. NCBI's taxonomy places the organism in Eukaryota, Metazoa, Cnidaria, Anthozoa, Actiniaria, Aiptasiidae. The record is from RefSeq and is a predicted model, not a curated record. The transcript has 14 exons. The coding region runs from base 2 to 2917 and encodes 971 amino acids.